GAUUUAUUCGCCCCGCUUCGCGCUGCAUCCUCCAAUACGCAACGAAAAGCGACAAUAACCUAAAGGCGACGUUAUUGCGCACGACGGGCCCGGACGAGCUCACCAGCGGCGAGCUGCGACUGGUUGGGACGAGCGCACAUGCGGAUUUGCCAUAAUUUCCUUGUUGACGAACUCGUAUGAUUCUGCAAAAAUAGAAACCUUGAAGAAAAGGGGGGAAAAACGCGUUGCGUCCGGAGAUAAUACGCCGCGGAAGGAGAAGAUAAAUCUUCGUCUCGUGGAUUAUCUUUGCCGCGGUUCGCCAUCGCAAGUGAGUACAGCGGAGCAACGUUUACGGCUUUUGCGGUUUUAGGAUAAUAUACGCGUACAUUCAUGAACAGCAUAGGCGAGACAUGCAACGAGCUGAAGCAACAGUACGACUCUUGCUUCAACACGUGGUUUUCCGAGAAAUUCUUGAAAGGUGACACGAGUGAUAGCACAUGCUCGCAUUUAUUCAAAAUGUAUCAGCAGUGCGUUAAGAAGGCGAUGAAAGAGCAGCAUAUUGAAUUAAAAGAUAUGGAGGCGAGUUACUUAGAACCCGAAAAAGAAAAGAAGCCGCAUAGCUGACAAGAGUGGUCAUGCUUCAUGCUAAGUUCCUACUUAAAUUUCAGACGUCACCAGUAAUAUAAAUAAACAAAUGCUUUCUACACCAGUCUUAAUUUCUUUUUAUAAAACGAUGAGUAAUAUUUAAUGAACAAGACAAAUGUGUCCUCGAUCUUUUCUAGAAGAUUGCCGUUUUAGGUUUGUUCUUCUUCGUAUCUUAAGAGACACUUAACCAUAUUGUACAAUUGUACACUAUAUUACCGCUGAGCGAGCAUUUUACAUGUUGCGUCUGUAGUGCAGUACGUUAUAUGUUGCACCGUGGAAGAAAUUAUGUGCUGAGUAUAUCACGUUUAUUAUUAAUUGCAAAUUUAAUUAUUUUUGCAACCUGUGCGUGAACUUGUUAAUAAACUGUUAACUUUUUCGCACUUUAUCCAGAGAAAAAGGAUCAUAAAGAAAUAUUGUUGUAUAGAACGAAUGAUCAUUGUAACAUAAAAAUAAAUAUGCCACCAUGCCAC
Ooceraea biroi (clonal raider ant) is the source of this 1094-nucleotide messenger RNA. RefSeq names its product TP53-regulated inhibitor of apoptosis 1. Gene Ontology annotation, biological process: phospholipid translocation. Gene Ontology annotation, cellular component: nucleus; mitochondrial intermembrane space; cytosol. NCBI's taxonomy places the organism in Eukaryota, Metazoa, Arthropoda, Insecta, Hymenoptera, Formicidae. The record is from RefSeq and is a predicted model, not a curated record. Gene Ontology annotation, molecular function: phosphatidic acid transfer activity.